AUGCCGGUGCAGCAGAAGCGGCAGUUUCGGAAGCGGAAAGCGCUCGAGGAGGAGGACGGGGAUGGCGGAGGGGAGCAGGAGGAGCAGAAAGACGUACGCUCCACGUUAGAGGAAGUCCGUCUGCUGCAGCAGCAGCGCUCGCGCCUCAACUCCACAGCUCCUUCCCCCUUCCCUCCCCCCCCUCCUCUCCCUCCCCACCUCCCCCAUCUUUCCUCCCUGCAGCCCCGCGCUAGAGGAAGUCCGCCUGCUGCAGCAGCAGCGCGCGCGCCUGUCCUCAUGUCCGCCCUAGAGGAAGUGCGCCUGCUGCAGCAGCAGCGUGUGCGCCUUAAGGGGAUUGCAGCAGACGGGGCGCUCACAGGCGCAGAAGGGGCGGAGGGGAAGGGGGGAGGCGCGGGGGCGCAGGGGGAGGCGGGGGAAGAAGGGGAAGGAGGGGAAGAGCUGGUUCUGCAGGACACGUUUGCGCAGGAGACGGCGAUUACUGUAGAAGAUCCGAACAUGCUCAAGUGCAUUGAGGAGGAGCUGGCGAAGCGCCGAGGGGGAGCUGAGUUGAGCCACAUGCCCCAGCUCAAGUACAUUGAGGAGGAGCUGGUGAAGCGCCGAGGGGAUGUUGCGCUCAAGUACAUUGAAGAGGAGCUGGCAAAGCGCCGAGGGGGAGGGGCGGGGGCAGCGGGGGGCAGCAGGGGGGAGGGGGAGGGGGAUGAUGAAGUGUUGCGUGCUGAAGACAAGCUGUACGAGAUUCCACAGCACUUGCAGGUGGGAAAGCUGGAGGGGGAGGAGGGUGGAACCGCGUGGACGACGGGCAUUGCGGAGGUGCAGCUCCCUAUUGACUACAAGCUGGGCAACAUCGAGGCCACGGAGGAGGCCAAGCGCAUGAUGCAGGAGAGACGGCCGUGGAUGAACCGCCCGCGCCCUCCGUCCACAACGCUGCCUGCCAGCUACAGUGCAGACUUCUUUCAGCGCGGUCGUGAAUACGCGGAGAAGCUUAAAAGGGACAACCCCGACAUCGGGAAAGCUGCACCGUGCCAUCACUACGCGCUCUGUCCUGCACGGUACAGCACUGCAGAGGUGACGGGCAUGGCGGCUCGAGACCAACGGCAACAGCCAGCCACCCAUCAAUUGGUUUGA
Molecule: messenger RNA, 1125 nt
Organism: Closterium sp. NIES-65
Lineage: Eukaryota; Viridiplantae; Streptophyta; Zygnematophyceae; Desmidiales; Closteriaceae
Source: the annotation of a GenBank genome assembly